Molecule: messenger RNA, 1350 nt
Organism: Salvia splendens (bonfire salvia)
Lineage: Eukaryota; Viridiplantae; Streptophyta; Magnoliopsida; Lamiales; Lamiaceae
Product: cytochrome P450 71AP13
Exons: 1
Coding region: 80-853 (257 amino acids)
Molecular function (GO): monooxygenase activity; oxidoreductase activity, acting on paired donors, with incorporation or reduction of molecular oxygen; iron ion binding
Source: RefSeq, a predicted model, not a curated record
UACAUUAAAUUUACCUCUUUUAUUAAUGCACUAUAAAUAUUGAAAUAAGAAGCCACUCUUCACAAUUACGUUCAUCACAAUGAUACUUGUACUAUCCAUAACUCUACCAAUAAUCUUGAUUUUCUACAUCCUCCACAAAACCCUAACUCGGGCAAAAACCACUCUACCACCGGGCCCGCCGCCUCUGCCGCUGAUCGGAAACCUCCAUCAGCUCGGCAUGGCGGCAGACCCACACAUCUACCUCCACCAACUCUCCAAGAAAUACGGCCCCAUUAUUCACAUGAAACUAGGCUCAAUCCCUGUCCUAGUAAUUUACUCAGCCAAAUUAGCCAAACAAGUAUUGAAAAGUCAAGAUUUGGCAUUCUGCAGCAGACCAAAAUUACUAGGACAGCAGAAACUAUCCUACAACAGCUCCGACCUCGUAUUCACACCAUACAAUGAAGACUGGAGGGAGAUGAAAAAGAUAACUCACAUUCAUUUGGUAAGCAACCAAAGGAUUCAAUCUUUUUGCCCCAUCCGCGAAGAGGAGAUCACCAAGAUUUUAUCAACCUCUGGGAAUCAAGCAUUGAAUCUGAGCGAGGUGGUGAUGGCCGCCAGCAGCCGCAUGGUGUGCAGGGUAGCUUUUGGUAAAAGAUACGAGGAGGGCGGGCCGGGGAUGAAGAGAUUCUAUCAGAUUCUGAAAGGAUUCGACAACCUCACCACCUCUUUCUUUGUGUCUGACUACUUUCCUGCUUUGAGUUUCGUUGAUAAGAUGAGUGGCAGAAUGAAUAGUGCGGAUGCGGUGUGUAAGGUCAUGGAUUCGUUCUAUCAAGAGCUCAUCGAUGAGCACCGCGAAUCGAGGAGGAUUAUGUGAGCUCAUCGGUGUGUAAGGUCAUGGAUUCGUUCUAUCUAAAAGCAGUAAUAAAUGAGAGUUUGAGGUUAUACCCACCGGCCCCCGCUGCUUAUACCAAGAGAAACGAUGGACGUAUGUCGUCUUGAUGGCUAUGAAAUCAGCCCCAAAACAAUGGUUUAUGUAGGGAGAGAUCCCGAGUAAUGGGAAAAUCCAGAUGAGUUCAUUCCGGAGAGAUUCUUGAAUAGCAGUAUUGACCCGAAAGGGCAAGAUUUCGGGCUCAUUCCAUUCGGGCCGGGCCGAAGAAUGUGCCCUGGCAUGUCUAUGGGAUAUUUGACAACUCAGCUUUUGGUUGCAAAUUUAGUGUAUAGUUUUGAUUGGGAAUUGCCUAGAGGAAUUCAUGCACAAGACUUGGAUAUAAAUCCAACGAAUGGAAUCGCAGUGCAUAAGAAAAAUGCCCUUCUACUUGUGCCUAAGAGUUAUGCUUUUUAGUGUGUGUGUGUGUGUGAUCUUCUAUUUUA